Messenger RNA from Plasmodium relictum, 759 nucleotides. Its product is annotated as zinc finger protein, putative. The transcript has a single exon. Gene Ontology annotation, cellular component: mitochondrion. Gene Ontology annotation, molecular function: protein-folding chaperone binding; zinc ion binding. The record is from RefSeq and is a predicted model, not a curated record. The coding region runs from base 1 to 759 and encodes 252 amino acids. Gene Ontology annotation, biological process: protein folding; protein stabilization; protein import into mitochondrial matrix. NCBI's taxonomy places the organism in Eukaryota, Apicomplexa, Aconoidasida, Haemosporida, Plasmodiidae.
AUGGCUGAAAAAUUAUUAAGGAAAAUUUCAGAAAAAAUUGUUAUAAGUAAUAUUUUUCUUUCAAAACAUAACAAAUAUAAACAACAAAAUAUUUAUUAUUCAACUUUAAAAAAUUGUUAUAAUUUUUUUAAUUCAAAAAACAUUUUUUUAAAUGCUAAUAUAAAAAAAAUUGACAGUGGCAACUCUUUAAUUUUUUUUAAGAGACAAUUUAUUACAAAAAAUGAGAAGGAAAAAGAAAAUGGAAACGAUAUAACAACGUUAAAUAACGAAAAAAUAAAUAAUAAUAAUAUAGAGAGAAAGAAGAAAAAGGUAAAUAAUGAUGAAGAAGAAACAUAUGUAUUUCAAAAUGGUAAAGAAAAUAAUUUAAAGAAAACUGAAGAUCACAAUAAUGAAAAAUCCAUAAAGAAAAGUUUAAUAGAAAUAAAUGAAGAAAAAAAGACAGAAAAAGAAAAUGAAGUAAGUAAUGAAUUAACAGAAGAAAAAAAAAAUAAAGAAUAUCUGGUUUUAAUGUUUACAUGUAAAAUAUGUGAAAAAAGAAGUGCAAAAAAAUUUUCUAAACAAGCAUAUUAUAAUGGAGUUGUAAUUAUUAGAUGCCCAUCAUGUGAUAAUCUGCAUUUGAUAUCCGAUCAAUUAGGAUGGUUUCAAGAUGGAAAAACAAAUAUAGAAAAAAUUUUAGAAGAAAAGGGAGAAGGAGUUAUUAGAAAAUUCUCUUAUAAUAAUUUGUUAGAAAUAGAUGAUCUACUAAAUGCAUAUAAAUAA